AUGGCGCUGAAGACGUAUAAAGAAAUGAAGGAGGCGUGGGUGACAGGUCACACCGGUAGCUCUGUCGCCGAUGUGAACAGCGUUUCCCUUGCCAUGCCUUUAAGCAUUCUGCUAUGGUCCGUACUACAACAACGACUUCGAUUGUUCAUUCCAUAUACGCCUGCAGCCUGCUUUGUCGACUUUCUCCUCAAUUGCGCCGCAACGCUCUGUGCCACGACCGUGUACUCCUCAUCGCCAUGGACCCUGAAUAUCCUGCUGCUAUUGCCAGCGGCGGGCCUCAUCGUUCUCGAACAGCCGGCGGUAGUCAAGCGAGAUGUAUCACGAUCGCUGAAGAAAGACAAAUCUGCAGAUACUAGGCUCGAUGAUUUACCAGUGAAGCCCUUCAUAACACAUUAUCGGGGUGCCAUGAUGGUUAUGACCUGUAUCGCUAUACUGGCUGUAGACUUCCCUGUCUUUCCACGGCGCUUUGCAAAAGUUGAAAACUGGGGUACAUCAUUGAUGGACAUGGGUGUAGGGUCAUUUGUCUUCACGGCUGGCGUGGUCUCUGCUCGAUCAGCACUCAAAGAGGGCUCUGGCAGAAGAUCACCGCUCUCCAAACGCUUGAUCAUAUCCUUUAGACAUGCCAUACCACUGCUCAUCCUUGGUAUCAUCCGAUUCGUUUCAGUGAAAGGCCUGGACUACGCCGAACAUGUCUCAGAGUACGGGGUACACUGGAACUUCUUCUUCACGCUCGGUUUUCUGCCUCCUUUUGCCGCUUUACUGCAAAGUGUUUUCAACCUUGUACCUUCCUAUAUGGUCCUCUCAUGCAUACUUGCAGGGCUGUAUGAGCUGGCUCUAGACAACACAUCUCUUGGCGCCUUCAUCCUGGUAGCACCGCGAACGGAUCUGUUCUCCAAGAACCGUGAAGGCAUCUUCUCCUUCAUCGGAUAUCUUGCCAUCUUUCUCGCUGGCCAGUCUCUGGGUUUAUCUGCUCUUCCUAGACAGCAGGCACUUCCUAAGGGGGCCCCAAUUCUGACAAAAUUGCGCCACACGGCACUCGGGCGAUUGGCCCUGAUCUCUACUGUCUGGACAGCUCUCUUCUAUGUCUCGACUAGCCACUAUGGUCUCCGGCUUUCUGUAUCUCGACGACUCGCCAAUCUUCCCUACUUCUUGUGGGUAUCAUCUUUCAACAGUUAUCAAAUCACUAUUGUCUGCGCUAUCGAGGCCCUUCUCUUUCCCAACAUCCACAAGGCUUCUAGCAGAGAAGAGGAAACACAGAGAGUCAGGGAUGCUACAAGCACGGUUCUGUACGCUUUUAAUCGCAAUGGUCUUGCGGUCUUCUUAGCUGCCAACCUCCUCACGGGUCUUGUCAACAUGACGAUGCCGACGCUUCACAUGGGCGUUUUGCAGUCGAUCGCCGUACUUGGUGCGUACAUCGCGACCGUCGCUGGUCUCGCUAUCGGCUUGGACAGGUUCAACAUUUCCAUAAAACUGUGA
This is a messenger RNA of Boeremia exigua, 1476 nucleotides long. RefSeq names its product GPI-anchored wall transfer protein 1. The transcript is spliced from 2 exons. Gene Ontology annotation, biological process: protein localization to plasma membrane; GPI anchor biosynthetic process. Lineage: Eukaryota; Fungi; Ascomycota; Dothideomycetes; Pleosporales; Didymellaceae. Gene Ontology annotation, cellular component: membrane; endoplasmic reticulum. The coding region runs from base 1 to 1476 and encodes 491 amino acids. The record is from RefSeq and is a predicted model, not a curated record. Gene Ontology annotation, molecular function: glucosaminyl-phosphatidylinositol O-acyltransferase activity.